UUGAGUUGGUUCUCUAACCUCAAAAUUUGACUUUCCACAGUUUCCACGUGAAAACAUACACGAAGUGUGCGAUACGCUGCGAACGCUCCGAUAAGAAAAUCGUGCGAGAAAGGAUGACUAGGUUUGCAAGAGCGAAAGGAUCCAAAGCUUCAAACGAAAGAUUACCGAACGAGGCUACGCCAUGGCAUGUAAUGAAACAGCAAUUGGAGGAGAGCAAAAGCAAGGUACCUUCGGAGAAGAAGAAAUCAGCGAAGGAAUUAUUGAAAGAUCAAGAAGGUACCUUCAACAGUAGCACUAAUGAAAACACUCAGGAAUGGGCAGAAUUUGAAGAUAAUAGAUCCAAGACUAACGUAAAAAAACAUAAGAAUUUGAAGUUAAACAGAGAUCUCGCAAAAAAUUCUGAAAAUAAAGCAGCAUCCAAAGGUAGUAACAAUGUAGAGAAAGCUCAAGCAACGGGAGAUAUAAAAACAACAGAUAAGAAGAAAAGGACUAAUAUUUCUAACAAAGCGAAACAAGCCGUCAAUAAUCCAAAUUCAAUAUCCAAUGAAAAAGAAUCGAACACUCCACAAGAUGUGCAUUCGAGUCAUGGUGUGUUGAGCAAACGGCAGAAGCGGAAUCAGAAAAGGAAGUUGGAAAUGUCUAACGAUGGAUCUAAGAGGUUCAAAAAUGAUGCCUCAGGCAAAAGUGACAAUAAACUCACAAGGGAGGAGAAAAUGAAGAGAAAGGGAGAAUAUAAAAGGAGGAAGCCAGAUGCCGGUGUCACAAAAGUAAUAAUCAACGGUGUGGAAAUCGAAAUUGCUAUGUAUGAUGGAUUUCCCGUCAAAAAGGAAGAUGCGGAGAGAUUGGCAGAACUUAAACAGAAAAUGAUAAUGAAAGGUAUUCCAAAAUCCGAAGUGGAUAUGGCGAUGAAGCUGGAAAGACGCAGGGCUGAGAAAGCUUUGGCGCGCGUCAGGAAACUCGUCUGCUUCAAUUGUCGCAAGUCUGGACACAAUCUGUCGGAUUGUCCUGAGCUCGAUCGCAACGAGGACUGCACGGGCAUCUGUUUCAAGUGUGGUUCAACGGAACACACCCAUUUCGAGUGCAAAGUCAACAAGGAUUCUACCUACAGAUAUGCCAAGUGUUUUAUCUGCCGUGAGCAGGGUCACAUUGCCAUGCAAUGCCCUGACAAUCCCAAAGGAGUUUAUCCUCACGGUGGUUGCUGCAAGGUUUGUGGGGCUGUAACACACUUAAAGAAAGAUUGCCCGGACUUGGUGAAUGCCAAAGAAGACAGCGCCGUUACAGUGGAAAAAUUGGAUGAUUCUGCUGUGGAAUCUCUGCAGGAAGAUACGAAAGAGAAGUGCGAAAGUAAUAAACCAUGUAAAAAUAAGAUCAUCAAAUUUUAGUGAUAUAUUUACAAUAUUUAUAAACUUCUCAUGUGUAUUAUAUCUUAUUAUUUUUUCCUUAAUGGUAAAAAAAUUACG
Molecule: messenger RNA, 1460 nt
Organism: Temnothorax curvispinosus
Lineage: Eukaryota; Metazoa; Arthropoda; Insecta; Hymenoptera; Formicidae
Exons: 3
Coding region: 114-1382 (422 amino acids)
Molecular function (GO): zinc ion binding; nucleic acid binding
Source: RefSeq, a predicted model, not a curated record